GGCUCGUGGCCAGAACUGGAUCUUAACUGUCCGUGUCCGGCGGUGUCCGGAACCGGGUGGCCGACCUGUGGUCCAGGAGAAAGCGCGAAUGUAGGAAAAGCCUCCCGCCACCCGCAAUGUGUCGACUGGGUGUCCUGCUGCUGCUGCUCCCCUCGGUCCUCCUGUCCUGCUCCGCUACCCCGAUCCAUGAUGCCGACCCUCAGGAGAGCUCCUCUGGCUUUCUGGGCCUCCAGAGUCUUCUCCAAAGCUUUAGCCGACUGUUCCUAAAAGACGACCUGCUGCGAGAAAUAGACAACUUCUUCUCCUCCCCCGUGGACUUCCGAGACCUUCCUAGGAACUUCCAUCAGGAGGAGAACCAGGAGCACACACUGGGGAACCACACUGUCCUGAGCCACCUGCAGAUAGACAAGACGACUGACAACAAGACAGGAGAGGUGCUCUUCUCCAAGAAGGUGGUGGCCUCCAUCGAAUCAGACGGGAACCUGGAGGGUGACUGGAAGGUGCCCAAAGUGGAGGAGAAAGAGCUCCCAGUGCCGGUGCCGAAAGCAACAGACAGCUUGCACCCGGAGCCCCGGCGGGUGGCAUUCUGGAUCAUGAAGAUGCCAAGGCGGAGGACCCAGCCAGACGUCCAGGAUGGGAGCCGCUGGCUCAUAGAAAAGCGACAUCGCCUGCAGGCCAUCCGGGAUGGGCUCCGUGGAGGCGCCCAUGAGGACAGCCUCCAGGAAGGGGCCCAUGUCCCCCAACGCGUCAAGCUGCCUAUCCGAAAGACACACUUUCUCUAUAUCCUCAGGCCGUCCCAGCAGCUAUAGGGUGAGGACCAGGUUGUCCCCGCAUGUCCCAUACCCUACCC
Molecule: messenger RNA, 850 nt
Organism: Acomys russatus (golden spiny mouse)
Lineage: Eukaryota; Metazoa; Chordata; Mammalia; Rodentia; Muridae
Gene: Dkkl1
Product: dickkopf like acrosomal protein 1
Exons: 5
Coding region: 117-809 (230 amino acids)
Biological process (GO): negative regulation of canonical Wnt signaling pathway
Molecular function (GO): receptor antagonist activity; co-receptor binding
Source: RefSeq, a predicted model, not a curated record